This is a messenger RNA of Sesamum indicum (sesame), 3011 nucleotides long. Its product is annotated as disease resistance protein (TIR class). The record is from RefSeq and is a predicted model, not a curated record. NCBI's taxonomy places the organism in Eukaryota, Viridiplantae, Streptophyta, Magnoliopsida, Lamiales, Pedaliaceae.
AUCCUCUCUCUCUUUCUCUGUGUCUCACGGUCUCACCCACACAGUCACACAUACUGCCCAUGUGCACUGCUCCAUCACUUCUUGCUGGCUCUUUCUCAUGUCCAGUUAAGACUUGAAACACAGUUAGUAAAUAUGUCAUUUUCAAGAACAUGAACUUGGACUUUGCCAUACUAGUACAACUUUAGAACUUCCAUCUCUGUCUCUCACCCACACAGUGAGUGAGUGAGAGUAUGGAUCCCAAUGCCCUUCUUGAUUAUGCGCUCUUUCAACUCACCCCAACACGAACAAGAUGUGAUCUGAUUGUGUUUUCCGGGAAGAAAAGUGAGAAACUGGCAUCUGGGCUUGUGGAACCCUUCGUCUCUCACUUGAGAUAUGCGAAAGAUCAGAUUCCAAAAGGUGGAUAUUCAAUAACUCUUCGCCCACCGCCCACUGCUGAUGAUGCCUCAUGGUUCACUAAGGUUACAUUUCAGAGAUUUGUGCGAUUUGUGAGCACUCCUGAAAUUCUUGAAAGGAUAGUGCGAAUAGAACGGGAAAUUUUGCAGAUUGAGAGUUCAAUUCAUCCUAGUGAAAUUUCCAACACAGAGCAGACAGGACAUCCGGGGGAAGCUGAUGGGAUCAUGAAGAAGUCAACUGGUUCCUUGAAGUUAACCUCUGAAGAAGAAGAUGGGGAUGCACCGAGAGAAAAUUCCAGGAUUCGUCUUCAACGUGUUAUGGAUACUCGGAAAGCAUUACUACAGAAAGAGCAAGCCAUGGCCUAUGCACGUGCAGUCGUGGCAGGAUAUGAGAUGGACAUCAUUGAUGAUCUUAUAUGCUUUGCUGACACAUUUGGAGCCUCGCGUCUAAGAGUGGCAUGUACCGAUUUCAAGGAGCUUUACAAGAAAAAGCAUUCAGAUGACCAAUGGAUGGAUGAACUAGCAGCAGUAAAAGCAUGCCAUGUGACUGACCUCUCAUACUUGGGAGCAUCUGGAAUUAUGCUAGCAAGUGAUCCACUUAUGAGAACUGGUUCCUCCGAACCUCUGUCCGAUUUGACCACUACUCCUACAAAUUCGGAUGGAAGCAAAGAAAAUAAUUUGCAGGCACCAGAAAAAGCACCAAACGGUCAGCAGCAGGUUCCGUGGAUGAAUCAGAUUCCACCGUAUAUGUACAAUUUUCAGGGGCCCAUUCAGCAAAUAGCAGCAUACCAAGGUUAUCCUUUCCCUGGUAUGCCUCCUGUGCAGCCAUAUUAUCCGGGCCAUAUGGGGUGGUCACCUUCUGGCGGUCAUAUUCCAUCUAAAAAUCAUCAAAGUCGUAAGUCGUCUAGGAAGAAGGAUAAAUCUUUAGAUGCAAAUGGAACAGAUGCCUCUGAAGCAGAUGAAUUAACUGCAUCUAGCGACUCGGACAAUGGGACUGAUUCAGAUGAGCCAAAAGAGCAUGAUAGGAAGCCUUCGACAAAGGGGCACAAACAUGUUAAGAAGGGCAAGAAAAAGAAUUCAAAAACAGUUGUGAUCCGUAACAUAAAUUACAUAACUUCCCAAAGGCACAAUGGAGAAGAGGAUGAAGUCUCUGAAGAUUCUUCAGAAGCUCCAUCACUUGAUGAAGCUUCCAUCAGAGAGGGGGUAGACAAUGCAAUUGCAUCUUUGGAGAAACAUUCCCACCCAAGAGUACAUAAAAAUAGAGGAAAAAGGGGAUCCCAAGCUCAAAAUGGAGAUGGUUCUGGUGAACAGGAUUUUGGAAACGACGUAGAUGCAAAUAUGUCCGAAGGAGGGAAAGCAAAUAAUGCUUGGGAUGCUUUUCAGAAUCUCCUCAUGAGUCAAGAAGAGACAAAUUCUAGUGAAUUAUCCAAGCAUCACCCUGGGGAUUCCCUGGAUGAACAUUUUCUCAUGGAAAAUUCCAAUGGUGGGCUUUCACAGAAAAUCAGGAAAAAACCUUUGACUUCUGAUGAUUCAGUUCUUGUGAUUCAGAGAGCGGGGGAGAAUGGUGGUACAGCUCACACUGUGGAUUUUGCAAAUGGUGAAGGAAUGCACGCAAGUAUGAAGAAAAUUGUUUCUGAAGAUGAAAAUGCAUUGUUUUCACGACAAUUCAAAGAAUCAAGGGCUAGCACACUGGGGAGCGUACCAGAUCUUUCUGCAGAAUUAUCCACUAUCAAAAACCGGAAAGCAGAAGAUUGGUUUAUUGUUAAUUCCUCUGGAGGAUCAGAAACACAAGAGGCUAAGUACUUGGAAUUUGUAAAUCAUGAUUCUCUGUCCUAUAAACCGGACUCAACUAAAGGAACUCCUGUGGUUGAUGAUUCCUUCAUUAUAGAGUCGAGGUCGACUGCUGAUGCCUAUUCUUCUCAUUGGAGAACUGAUAUUAGCAUGGAUGCUGAUAUUGAUGUAGCAUUCCAUCCAGAUAAUGGAAAUCCAACUAUUUCCAGAGCUGGGAUUUUUGGCAGGAUCCCUUGCUAAGAGCAAGCAAGAUUCUCUUUCCAAGACCAAGAAGACUACUUCAGCAAGUAGGUUAAUGGGGCAAAAGGGCAAGUUAUUGAAGGAAGAAGAGGAACGCAAGAGAAUGGAAGAACUACUGAUUGAACGCCAGAAGAGAAUUGCUGAAAGAACAGCUGCUAGAGGUUUGACUCCUGCAGCAUCUAAGAAAAUUCCAGCAGGAAGUAAAACGGCUCCUGCAAAACUCGAUAAGAAUAGACCUUCUGUGGUCCACGAUACGAAAAAACCAAGUCAGCCUAAACUUACUACCAAACUGGUAGCGUGAUCAUGGUGAAAUUUCACAUUUGAAAAUACAACCUAAAAGAUACUCUUGAACUAGCAAAUUGGAGUAGCCUCAUCUGAGCUGUGGUUGGCGUGCUUGUCGGGUCAUGCUUCUUCAUGGUGUUCCACUCUGGUUUGGCCUGGCUGUACUUGUAAAGUCUUGGUUUGCUUAUACCAUUUUUUGAGAUAGUAUAUUCAUUUAUUUAUUUCUGCAAUAGUGUGUAUCUGCAAUAAACAAAUGGAUUUGAUACUUGUUGUCGGAAUAAACAAAGAAUUGUUAGUUCAACACUA